CCAAAUCCCAGGUCCCAUGACGUGCCUCACUGUAGGACCUCACCCAUAUAGAAUAGAACACACCACGCUAUGGUUUUGGGUAAUAGGCCAAUAUGCCUGCCAGUGACACUACACACUAACUCCUUAACUGUCUCUACAGGUUCUUGACUUAGAUGAGAAGAACCAAAUAUUAAAAAGUUUGUUGUGGUACAGAUCGUCAUGGUAUGAUCAGAACCUAAAGUGGGAACCAACAGAUUUUGAGAAUAUUAGUGAACUUGAAGUUCCUCACUCUCUUGUAUGGAGACCUGAUAUAGUAAUGUACGAAGAGAUUGGAGACAAGGAUUAUUCUCCCCGACUCCCAUACGUUAGCAUUACAAGCAAAGGAAUGGUGGAAUAUAAGGAACCUUGUGCGUUUCAUACCUCAUGCGCGAUCGACACAUCUUUCUUCCCAUUUGAUGUGCAGGUUUGUCACAUGACUUAUGUCUCAUGGACGCAACCAGUCACGCAUAUCGACUUGAUCACCGACCGUGAACCUCAACAACUAAUGAAGGACGCCAAGCAAUAUUUCAUCAACACAGGAGAAUGGCAGUUUGUGAGGCUGUCAGCUCGUAAAAAGAUGAAGGAUUAUGGGAAUCUGAUCACUAAUGAUUCAGAGGAUGUGACCGUGAACACUAGGUAAGAUGAGGGGCAAACAGUGUACCAGUUCACAUGUAUGAUAAGGGGCAAACAGUGUACCGGUUUACAUGGUCCCACUCCCAGAUACCUUGGCACAGUAGUUCUGUUCUAUAUGGGUGAGGUCCUACAGCCAGAGUCCAGGGUUGAGUUAGCCCAUUACUUCAACAUUGUAUAUGCAUCCCUGCCACAAUAAUUAGCAUGCAUGAGCCCAGAAGAUAUGAGGUUCAAGGCUCAACACUGCUACCAUUUUGGCAUAUAUGUCCUUGAGUGAGACACUUAAUGGUAAUUGCUCCAACCCAGUUGUCACUAUAAUACAGUGCAUGCCAAAAUAGCUUUAAAGUCACUUGCAGUUGGCCAUUUGU
Messenger RNA from Ciona intestinalis (vase tunicate), 1016 nucleotides. Lineage: Eukaryota; Metazoa; Chordata; Ascidiacea; Phlebobranchia; Cionidae. The record is from RefSeq and is a predicted model, not a curated record.